Molecule: messenger RNA, 698 nt
Organism: Strongylocentrotus purpuratus (purple sea urchin)
Lineage: Eukaryota; Metazoa; Echinodermata; Echinoidea; Camarodonta; Strongylocentrotidae
Product: E3 ubiquitin-protein ligase RNF181
Exons: 6
Coding region: 76-537 (153 amino acids)
Biological process (GO): protein ubiquitination
Cellular component (GO): cytoplasm
Molecular function (GO): ubiquitin protein ligase activity
Source: RefSeq, a predicted model, not a curated record
ACACAACAACAACAACAUCAAUGAUAUGACAAUUUAGACGAGAACUUACAAAUCCACCCGGAUUUAUUCCUAACAAUGGCAUCUUAUUUCGAUGAACAUGGCUGUGAACCAACUGGGGAAACUGGUCCUGAACUAAAUACUCUGCUACGAUGGGCGAGGAUUCUAAUAAAUGAUGUUAGGCAGUAUGCUGAAAGAGAAGGUUUGGAACUCCCACCUGAUAUCAGAAAAGCUCCUCCAGCUUCAAAGGAAUGUGUUGCCAAUUUAAAGGAGACCAACGUUUUAAAAGACAGAUCAGAGAAGUGUCCUAUAUGCCUGCUGCCCUAUCGAAGGGGAGAUGUAACAAAGACUCUACCAUGCACCCAUGAAUUUCACCAGACUUGUAUCCUACCAUGGCUAGGCAAGACCAAUUCCUGUCCCCUAUGUAGACAUGAGUUACCCACAGAUGAUGAAGAUUAUGAGGAAUACAAAAAACACAAAGCACGGGCCAAGCAGAGACAGUUUGAAACGGAGAGCCUUCACAACUCUAUGUACACAUGAUGGAGAAGAAAACAUGAAGAGUUCCGUUCCAAAAUAUGCUACAUCCACAAAACUAGGUUCUGAGAAAAACAAGGGUUUUUAAUUAAUAUGCCUAUUUUGCAAUAUCAGUUUGAAAUGAAACUCAUUCCCAUGGUGUAUUGGGAUGACAUUAUAACUUUAAA